Molecule: messenger RNA, 1778 nt
Organism: Carcharodon carcharias (great white shark)
Lineage: Eukaryota; Metazoa; Chordata; Chondrichthyes; Lamniformes; Lamnidae
Product: protein NDNF-like
Exons: 3
Coding region: 1-1494 (497 amino acids)
Biological process (GO): extracellular matrix organization
Molecular function (GO): protein binding
Source: RefSeq, a predicted model, not a curated record
AUGGCUCUGGCAAAGUCUAUUCCCUGCCGCUAUUUUCUGGUGAAGGAGGACAAGAGCCCAUUUUCUGUCACAGUGACCCCUUGCGAUGCUGCCCUGGAGUGGCGACUCACAAUUCAGGAUUGGCCCACACACAGUGCUCACCGGUCUGGGAGGUCACAGGAGCUUGAGUGGGACUCGGACACUCCCAGAGAUCUUUUUACCUACAAGGGAAACGCAGUGAAGAGUUACGUGAGAAUUUCAUCACAUUCUGCCUUCUACAUGCUGCAGCUCAUGUCAAUCGAGAGCAACACACAGAUCAGAGUCUACAUGACAACCAACCCACAGAGUGAGCCUCCUGACCCAGAGAUACCCUUUGACCCUCGGGUAGAUGUCACUUCGGUAGGGCAGACGACAGUGACGCUGGCGUGGAAUGCCAGCCCAUCAAUUUUACGGUACCAGGAGCACAUUCAAUAUUGCCUCCUGAUCAAUCAGAAGCAGAACUAUAAAAGUUUGUGUGCUGCCAAGACUCAGGUUGAACGUCUUGAUGACCACAGGCCAGACGUGCCAGUGGUAUCCAUCUACUCUGGUGGACGGGUGGUACACCUCACCGGAAUGGAAGAUCUCCUUCUGCCUUCCAGAGUUCUCAGCAGCUCAUUCUCCAAGGAACCGAAGUUGGAUGUCAUGCAGCUCUGUGUGGGUAACAGAAAUGUUUACUCCAUGUCAGAAUUGCAACCCAACACCCGGUACUAUUUCGAUGUGUUCGCUGUGAAUGUUCUCACCAACACCAGCUCUGCAUAUACAGGGACCUUUGCAAAAACAUUACAAUGGCCAGAUCCCAAAAUUCUGGAUCUGAAGGAAGGAAUUAUGAUCCAGGUUUAUGUCAGGAAAGGUGGUCAGAAGUUCUACAGUUUCAGGCCUGACACAUGGCACAGAAGGGCACAAUUCACAUUCUACUCUUGUGGAAAAGUUUAUGUGCAAAUCGAAAGAAAUGGCAAACUUGCUUUAUCAGGAAAAGUAGAAAAUCUGAAGCAUUUUCAGCUGAAGGGGAAGGCCAAGACAAGGUAUGUCAUUGGGAUCAAAUCCACAGAGUCCUCGGAGACGCCCGUGAAAAUCUUGGCAUCCACACGUCCCAACAAAGCUUUAUUCCCACGACUCCCAGCCAGCCUCAAAUUGAAAACCUUUGACAAACUGAGGACCUGUAACUCGGUCACCGUCGCUUGGCUGGGGACACAAGAGCAAAACAAAUAUUGUCUGUACAAGAGAGAGAUCAGAGAACAGGUGGAGAAAGAAAUAAAGAGGCUAAACAGAUGCUUUGGCCCAGAGAGAUGGAAAAUAUCUGAGAAAGUGCGCUGCAAGUACUUCCACAACUUGAACAGUCAGCGUGCGGUGACAGUGGAGAAGGUUUCAGGGCUGAAGGCAGGGACACCAUAUUUAUUCGAUGUUUAUGUGUUUGGAUACAGAGGCCAUUCCGUGAAAUAUCAAAGCAAGGUCAUAAAAACAAGGAAGGCAUGCUGACUUCCUUUAAAGUCAGGAGAAAGUUCAUCCAAAGUCUACUUUGGAAAUCAGGCACUCAUAUCUUUGAAGGAGUGGGUUUGAGAUACUUGGGAAAUCUACUUUCAAGCUACUGGAACCAACACUGGACAAGUGAAAAUGCUUCACGUGGGUCCUGAACACAGACUAAGAUCAGAGGUUUUCAAACUCAUGCUUUUAAACAAGUAUUGCUAAAUGCCCAGGGAACCUCUGUACUUCAUUCUGAAGAUACAUUUUCAGUGACCCAAAGGAAACCGCAGCAGUCAUUG